AUGCAGCUUAACGAGCUCAAUGCGCUGGAGACGCUGAAAAACCUGACGUCGGAGAUCGAGAGCAAGGAGAACCUGUCGGGGGAGGAAAUUGAAGCCGUCACGGAUUUCUUGGGUCCCCUGCUAGAUGCCUUCCUCAACGGCCUGCAGGACGGCCAGGGGGAUUCAGUCGGCCCGUUGGAGUUUCUCCAGAGUCUGACCGUAGCUGUGGACCUCACCCUGGAUGCCUUCGAAGGGUGGCUGAAUAUCACGGAGGGGACCCGGAGCGAGACGUUCUCCUCACUGACUGAAACGAUGGCAAAGGCGGGACUGGAAAUUGCCUACUUUCUGUUCAAUCAUCACGACGAAGAGCUGGCUUUCCACAUGUCCAAGAAACACCUUGUGGUGGAAGCCUGGGGGAAGCAGAAGAACUCGGGUUCCUUCGUCUUCCCUAACGGGGGGGGCCACACCUAUGCCGAACUCCCAGAUGGUUUCCAGGAUCAACUGGGGGGAGGAGAUCACUAUUUCGUCAUCGGUGUCCUCUAUGACGUUGAGGACUUGAAUUCCCUCCUACCCUCAGAUAACUCCUCAUUCGGUGAGGAGAUGAAGACGAACUCGUGGUUACUCAGUCUCGCUGUGAGACACGAUCAGCAGCUGCAACUGGAGAAGCCCUUGCAGCUCACAUUCAUGAACGAGGAACCACCGAGAGUUCCACCUUAUCGGAAGGGCUGGUGGGAAAUCCACGAGGGGGAAAGUCCGACCUUCAUGUCUCAAAGUCAUCUGUGUACCUUCUGGAACAUGCAAGAUGAGCGUUGGGACGAUGAGGGAUGUAGAAUGGUUUCAACGGGCAGGGAUCAAACGAUCUGCGAGUGCUCCCAUCUCACCAACUUCGCGGUCCUCAUAGACAUCAACGCACAAGCUCCGAACGAGACAAGCACAUUGGAGACGUUGAAGAACUUGACGUCUUGGAUCGAAAACGAAGUGGAACUGUCGGGGGAGGAAAUUCAAAACAUAGUUAAUUCAUUGGCUGAGCUGUUGGAUGACUUCCUCGUCGACCUACAAAACGGCCAGGUGGACCCAUCCGACCCGAAGGAGUUCCUUCUGAUUCUGACCAAAGCUGUGGACCUCACCUUAGAUGCUUUCCAAGGAUGGCUGAAUAUAACGAAGGGGGUCCGGAGCGAGACGUUCUCCUCACUUACGGAGACACUGGCAAAGGCGGGACUGGAGAUUGUUUUUUCCAUGUUCGACGGGUUUGACGAAGAACUAGCUUUCAACGUGUCCAGGGAUCAUCUUGUGGUGGAAGCCACGAGGAAGCCGAUGAACUCCUCGGAUUCCGUCGUUUUCCCUAAAGAGAGGGGGCACACGUACGCGGAGCUCCCGGCUGGUUUCCAGAAUCAACUGGGGGGAGGAGAUCACUAUUUCGUCGUCGGUGUCCUCUACGACGUUGAAGACUUGAAUUCCCUCCUACCCUCAGAUAACACCUCUGAGCUGCUCCAGGCAGGGGAGGCGUAUUCUAGCACUGGGACGAUGUACGAGGACCAAACAGCAAGUAAAUCUUCACGCGGCGCUCCAAAGGAUUUUAAGAUCUUGAGCAUGAACAAUCGUCUUGAUGCCUUGGCUACGAUCGCCUUGGUGUUUGCGUUCAAGUGGAUCGUCCUGGAUCCACACACCCAAAAUGCGAAUGCAGGUCUCUUUCGCCAAAACAUGGCCUACAAUAUGGAGGGUAUGAUGGAUGGGGAGGGACUUGCCUCCUUCGUGUCUUGUCCAGCAAUUUCAGUGAUGUGCGAAAAGGUGGAGGCUGGUCGGGGCAUUCCGCAAAUGGACUUAACUCUGUUGUGCCACUUCUUUGGGUCAGACGUCCGAAGUAGGCGGAUCUUGGUCUGA
Darwinula stevensoni is the source of this 1860-nucleotide messenger RNA. Lineage: Eukaryota; Metazoa; Arthropoda; Ostracoda; Podocopida; Darwinulidae. The record is from the annotation of a GenBank genome assembly.